Molecule: messenger RNA, 2039 nt
Organism: Daphnia carinata
Lineage: Eukaryota; Metazoa; Arthropoda; Branchiopoda; Diplostraca; Daphniidae
Exons: 3
Coding region: 755-1435 (226 amino acids)
Source: RefSeq, a predicted model, not a curated record
CGCAAUAUGGUUCUUGCUAUUGCGAACAUAUAAGUUCCUGCAAACUAACCUUAUUAGUUCUUCACCGUAUUCGUCAGGUUGGCUUAAGGUGGCAAAAAAAAAAGAAAAUGGACGUAGAUAAGGAAGUUCAGCGCCUAGAGCUCCUCAUGGAAGACUCGGAAGCCAACAUGAGUGAAAUAAUCAACAUCUAUUUCAAUAUAGUUAAGGAAGGGACGUCUGCUGUGUCAAGCACUAUGCCCUUCCUCAAGGAUUUAGCUGUUCGCUUGUUGUCCCCUGAAUUGAUGAAAAUUCUGAAAAAACAUAGAUUUGACGCCUUUAGUUAUAUACUAGUCGCCAACAACUUACUGGACGUGGACGAUGUCAAAAAUGAAUUGGAAAAUGGAGACGCCUUAACAGGCCAUGUCCCACCCAAUGCGAUCAGGAAGCUCAAAGCAGAGCUCGGUGUUGCAUCAGUUUUGCCAUCCGCAACCCAAGCAGUAGAACGCGCACCACCAACACAGUUAGAAAAACCACAAGUAUUAAUGAGCAACACGAAUGAUUUGGAUCCCAAAAUUGCAUCAUGCACUGACAAGAUCAGACUACCAAUGGAAAUAAAAAACGAAUGUAGCAGUAUGAAAUACGUUAACUGCAUGCCUGUGUACAAGUUGCCGUUGAAACGAUCAUCAAUUUCUCCGGAGCGUCUUCCAUCGUCAGGCGAUUCUCCUUCGGUGAGCCAGAUACUUCUGGAAGCAAGCAAUGCAAAAACAUUCUUCUGAUGGGUGCCACUGGUUCAGGCAAGACCACCAUGAUCAAUGCCAUGAUCAAUUAUGUAUUAGGCGUUCAAUGGGAGGAUCCUUUUCGUUUCAUACUUAUCGAUGAAGACGUGACAUCUCAAGCUUUUAGCCAGACCAGUGAAGUUACGGCUUAUGACAUCCAUUACAGAAAUGGUUUCCGCAUUCCUUGUUCUCUGACGAUUGUUAACACUCCUGGAUUCGGUGAUACCCAAGGUAUCGAGGGGGACAAAAAAAUCACUUCGGCCAUCAAACAAUUCUUUGAACACAAAAAUGGCAUACAAGCAUUGGACACAGAUGGCUUUGUAGUGCAGUCUGCGCUGGCUCGCCUUACGAGCUCUCAUACGUACAUCUUCAAUUCGGUACUGUCCAUUUUUGGUAAAGAUAUCGGAGAAAACGUUCGCUACUUGGUCGCUUUUGCGGAUGAAAGGCAACCUCCUGUAUUAGCAGCUAUUCAGAUAGCUAAUCUUCCUUACCAAAUGGACUCCAAUAUGGAGCCCUGUCAUCAAAGUUUUGACAACGGGGUUGUCUACUGCUCGAAUCAGAUACCAGGUGACCGUUUGGCUCCAAUCGAAUGGGACAAAGCAAUGCAAAGUUUUCGAUCGUUUUUUGCUGAGUUAUCCAAAAUGCCGAUCAAAUCAACCAACUCCCGAAAGAAGUACUGAAUUGCCGAGAAAGUCUAUAUAUCACUAUUCAAGGUCUAGAAACCACCAUUCAAGCGCACCUCAUGAAAAUGGAAAAAUCGCGGAAGACCGAGGAAAUCAUCGUCUUGAACAAAGACCUUGUUAACCCUAAUAAGGACUUUGAAAUCACUGUGAAAGUACCCAAGAAGAUAAAGGUUGGGGUCAAUCGGUUUCAAACAGCAUUGAACUGCUCUAAUUGCGAAGUGACGUGUCAUUAUCCUUGCAACUUGAGUUUGUGGACGGGUAUCCUGUCAUUAAAGUCGAGCGAUAGCCUGUCGUGCAAGGUCUGCCCUGGAAAGUGCGCAACUGACGAUCAUUCAAAUGAACUCACUAGGUGGGACUACGUUCAAGAAGACGAGACUCGCACUCUCUAUGACAUUCGCAAGAAGUACGACGAGGCAAUGGAAAAGAUGCUAAAUGCGGAAGAACUGAAGAAUGCGUUACAAGGAGAGGCAGAGCAGCUGAAAUUCGACAUUAUUAAAGCGAUGGAUCAGAUUACUCACAUCUCAAAUCUUUUAAAGAAGAUAGCACUGCGAGGUGAUCCGCUCACCACACCCGAAUAUAUUAACCUGAUAAUUGAAAAGGA